GCCACUCUAGCUGCAGGCUUAUCGGUCAAAUUAAAUUAAAAAAUAAAUGACAAUAAUGUUAGCUUAAUUACCCACACCAUCUUGUAGGUUUAAACUUAUUAUCUUACAAAAUUGAAGAAUUUAAUUGCUGAUCGAAUUGAAGAAGGAACUAACUAAAUUUGCAUGCAUGCAUGCAUGAUCCUGAUCGAUCGAGAAGUCUAUCUAUCGACGCAGGCCGGUUAAUUAAUUAAUUAAUUAAUUGAUUAAUGAACUGAUAAGGCUAGGCCGGGUGAUUAAUUUCCCUGUCGUCGUCAUUUCCCGCGUUGGGUUGGCUUUAUUUUUAUAUAUAGAAGAUAUAGGCAGAUAAUAAUAAAUCAUAUAAGAUCGAAGAAAUGGUCCAACGUGGAAGGAAUUGUAGGAGAUCGGAUGACGAACGGAGGCGGCCAUCAAUGACGUGUAGGUACUUGGAUGUCAUCACUUUCUUUGGAAGAUUAUAUUCAAAUUCAAAAAAUAUUUCAGGUGGCGCGUGGAGUUAGAGAUCAAUUACAUUCCCUUCCCCUCAAGUUAGCUUUUCAUAAAGUAGUCUUUCACAGUGAGACUUUAGUAGAUAUGAUUUUAUAGCUACCACGGAAAAAUCUUGACGAAGUACAAAAAAAUGGUUUUUGAUUCUGAAGAAGAGCAAUCUGAAGAUUACCUAUUCAAGAUUGUUUUGGUUGGUGAUUCAGCCGUUGGAAAAUCAAAUUUGCUUGCUAGGUUUGCUAGGGAUGAAUUUUAUCCAAACUCAAAAUCAACAAUAGGAGUAGAGUUUCAGACGCAAAAGAUGGAGAUAAACGGGAAGGAAGUGAAGGCUCAAAUUUGGGACACGGCUGGCCAAGAACGGUUUAGGGCUGUAACCUCUGCAUAUUAUAGGGGUGCGGUGGGAGCUCUUCUAGUGUAUGAUAUCAGUAGACGGCUGACUUUUGAAAACAUCGGCAGAUGGCUAAAUGAACUCCAGACUCACAAUGACAUGAAUGUAGUGACAAUACUAGUUGGGAACAAAUCAGAUCUCAUUGAUGCCCGAGAAGUAACCAUAGCCGAAGGCAAAGCCUUGGCUGAGGUGGAGGGUAUGUUCUUCAUGGAAACAUCAGCACUCAACUCGUCAAACGUAUCGGCAGCCUUCCAAACCAUUGUCAAGGAAAUCUAUAAUAUCUUGAGCCGCAAGGUCAUCCAAUCUCAAGAGCUCAAACAAGAUGAUUCUGACCGGCUUGCAAGUGGGAAAACAUUAGUUUUGCAUGAUGAAGAAAACAAAGAAGCUACAAAAGGAAAAGAAAAGAAAGGCAUGUGUUGUUCAAUAUGAUUAUUUGGGAGGGACACUAUUCUCUUAUCAUCUCCCAUCUUGUAAAUAUAUAUUCUUUUUCGUAGAAUCUUUAUACAACUAAAUACAUGUAUGAACUAAAAAUGUUGAUAUUGUAGCUUCCUUGAUGAGGGAAAGAACCAUCUUUUGAUAGUAGGGAAAGAACCAUUUUUUUAUCAUAGGGAAAGAACCAUUUAGAUAGUGAAAGGACCUGAAUGUGUAAAAUAAAUUGUAUAUAUUUUUAAAUUUUUGUUUUAGUUUUCAUACUUUAGUUGUAGCAGAAGGAGCGUAAGUGCUUCAUUUUCUUUCUCUCCAGCUUCUCAACAUUUAUUUGCCUUUUCAUUAUUAGACAUGUCAAAACCUUAGUUACACAUUGUGUCAAUGAAAACACUAAAAUGAAUGCAAAGUGGUUAGUUGUUUAAUUUCAAGGUUCUUUAGGUAUUAAGUUUGGGUGAAAUUAAAUUUGAAUUGGUCAAAGCUUACUACACACAAAACAAAGUGAAAAGUAGCAUUGUGUUCCCAUUUAAAAAUUAAACAUUAAAAUGGAAGAUAACCAUAAAAUAUCAAUAAUAAUUGAUAAAAAUCAAACAAAAGCAUCAAAACUCAUCCCGGCCUUGGUUAUGGCAGAUCUUUUCUUUGAGGGUGGUGCACAACUCAAGAGAUGGGCAGCGG
Cuscuta epithymum is the source of this 1984-nucleotide messenger RNA. Lineage: Eukaryota; Viridiplantae; Streptophyta; Magnoliopsida; Solanales; Convolvulaceae. The record is from the annotation of a GenBank genome assembly.